Odontomachus brunneus is the source of this 4680-nucleotide messenger RNA. It is a transcript of the gene Vps15, whose product is annotated as phosphoinositide 3-kinase regulatory subunit 4. The record is from RefSeq and is a predicted model, not a curated record. Bases 90 to 4403 code for a protein of 1437 amino acids. The transcript is spliced from 17 exons. Gene Ontology annotation, molecular function: protein serine/threonine kinase activity; protein binding; ATP binding. Lineage: Eukaryota; Metazoa; Arthropoda; Insecta; Hymenoptera; Formicidae. Gene Ontology annotation, biological process: macroautophagy; protein phosphorylation; late endosome to vacuole transport. Gene Ontology annotation, cellular component: phosphatidylinositol 3-kinase complex, class III, type II; phosphatidylinositol 3-kinase complex, class III, type I; nucleus-vacuole junction.
GCACUGUGUCCGUACAACGCGAAGUCGGUACAAAAUGAACGCCGAACGCUUCAGUUUUAUCUAAGCUCCUCUUCUGUCAUCUUAUCAAAAUGGGUAAUCAAUUGGUGGGCAUUGCGCCCAGCCAAAUAUAUCCGGUGGAACACUAUCUAACAGAUCACAGCGACUUAUUGUUCGACGUAAAUUUAGGAAGUACUAGGUUUUUCAAAGUAGCACGGGCCCGCAGCCAGGAGGGUUUGAUAGUAGUGAAGGUCUUUGUAAUUCAUGACCCAACAUUGUCAUUAUCAGCCUACAAGGAUAAGCUAGAAGAGAUAAGAUCCAAAUUAGCUUCAGCUGUCAACUGCCUGCCAUUUCAGCGAAUGAUUCUCACAGAAAAAGCAGGCUCAAUAAUGCGGGAAUAUGUCAAAUAUUCUCUUUAUGACAGGAUCAGCACUAGGCCAUUUUUAACAACCAUAGAAAAAAAGUGGAUCACUUUUCAAGUAUUGUAUGCUCUUCAUCAAGCUCAUAAGUUUGGAGUUUGCCAUGGUGACAUCAAGCUAGAGAACAUUAUGAUAACCAGUUGGAAUUGGGUAUUACUCACAGAUUUUGCUAGUUUUAAACCAACAUAUUUACCAGAGGAUAAUCCUGCAGAUUUCUCAUACUUCUUUGAUACUUCUAGAAGAAGAACAUGUUACAUAGCACCAGAACGAUUUGUAAAAACAUUAUCCUCGGAAUUAAACAAUACAUUGUUAUUACCAGAGCAAGAAGUGAAAACGGGUGAUUUGCAUCCCAUGAUGGAUAUCUUUUCUGCAGGCUGUGCUUUAACAGAAUUGUAUAACGAAGGCCAUCCACCGUUUGAUUUUUCACAACUUUUGGCAUACAGGAACAACGAAUAUUCGGUGAGCAAGCACUUAGACAGUAUCGACGACCCUGGAAUACGAGAGUUGCUUGACUCAAUGCUGGAAAGAAAUCCGGCAAAUAGGAAGAGCGCGGAGCUUUAUCUGUCUCAGGCUCGCGGCACGAUAUUUCCGGAAUAUUUUUACUCCUUCUUGCAAUCCUACAUGCUCAUUUUUUCUGCCGCACCCAUUUUAUCGCCAGAUGAGAAGAUAAAUAGAUUAAAGAAGGAUAUUGGUAAUAUUAUCAGUAUAUUGCGCGCGGAGGAAAAUGAACGGAUGAAAACGAGCUUGAUAAAACCCGCGGAAACCGUGAAAACUAUUCAAUAUGAGAGUAAUGUAGAAUCAAUCAAAGACGAUUCCGGUCAUAGCGAAGAGAAUACAAUGGUGGAGAUUGACAGUGAUCAAAGUUUCGACAAGAACGACUUGGGUCAGGUCGACGCGAGGAGUACAGCGCAAGACAUUGAAAAUGACGUUCAAAUAGAAGCGGAGUUGGAGUUUAAGUCAUCCGAAGAGGAUCGUAAACAAGUGUGCGACACGGAAUCUGAGAAACCAGUUCUCGUGUCGACUGAAAUUCUAGAAGGACUCGUUAUCGUGACUCAACUCGUCACAUCUUGCAUCAGAGGACUGCAUCAUUCGCAGUCUAAAUUGCACAGCUUAGAAAUAUUACUGGAACUUGCUGGGAAUGUUUCCGACGAGACAAUUCUUGAUAGGAUAUUACCUUACAUUUUUCUUCUGGUUCAUGAUCCGGCACCGCGAGUAAGAGUAUCAGCAAUACACACUUUAACGAAGUGUUUGCAUCUCGUGAAAUCGAUACCACCUUCGGACGUGAACAUAUUUCCCGAAUACAUUCUGCCAGGCUUGUCGCAAAUAACUCAAGACGAGGCAGUAAUCGUCAGAGCAGCUUACGCGGAGAAUAUCGCGCAUCUGGCGCAUAUCGCCCUACGUUACCUUGAGAAUACUCAUUUGUCCAAUUUGGGCAACAAAGAAGGACCAAAACCCAGUUACGAUAGCGAGUUGCAAACUUUGCAUGAGAUGGUACAACAAUCAGUGUCCAUGCUGUUGACAGACUCGCAGAAUUUAGUGAAACAGACUCUAAUGGAAAAUGGAAUAAAUAAAUUGUGCGUGUUUUUUGGCAAGCAAAAGGCUAAUGACAUUUUGCUCAGUCACGUGAUUACGUUCUUAAAUGACAAGGAAGACAAGGAAUUAAGAGGAUCUUUCUUUGAAUGCAUAGUCGGUGUUGCUGCUUAUGUAGGUUGGCACAGUAGUCCUAUACUAUUACCACUUCUACAGCAAGGUCUAACCGAUCCUGAAGAAUUCGUAAUAGCAAAGGCUAUAAACGCUAUGGCGACACUUACAGAAUUAGGUCUAUUGCACAAAUCUGCUCUCUAUCAGUUAUUAGGAGAAACUAUGGUAUUCUUGGUUCAUCCAAAUCUUUGGAUACUUCACGCGACCGUUGGCUUCAUAUCCGCAGCGGCGAGAACUCUGAACGUGGUGGACGUCCAGUGCAAGGUUCAGACAAUGAUUCAGCCAUAUCUGAAGCACUCGUUGAUCCAAAUAGAGAAGGAAAUCUUGUUGUUGGAAGCCCUCGUCCCUCCUAUACCCAGAAUAGUAUACGACUCGGUGGUGAAGUAUAACGACGUGGAGGAGUUAUUCCAAGUGCUGGAACAGAGACAAGCGGUUAGAACGAAGGCUGUGACAGGCAUGGUACCGCAAUACAACGCCAUGAGCACUUCAUUGCGAAACCUUUUCAGACGACUGAGCUCAGAGUCGAUGACGGAGACGGUUGAAGAUCAGUUGUUGAUGAUGAGAUUGCAUUUGGCAAAGAUCAACAAGUAUCGUAAUUCCGCGGACACCAAGCAGAAUAUCGCCAAGCCCGUGGACGGUAAGCUGGAGCUAGGUACGGUAAAGGAUCGGAUAAGACAUCAUAUCGUCAUAUUAUAUCCUGACACCAAGAGCGAUUUAGCCUUGCCACCUUUCAAGAGGUCAGAUCGGAGAACGUCGGACAGUGUUGGCACGUACGCGACGAUGAAUCAAGAAUGGCGCACGAUGUUCGCAGCUCAAGACAGUAGUCAGCACGCUAUUGUUAGAAUGUCGGACAUGACCGGAAGCAGCGGCAGUCCCAGCCAGAGCAUACACAGUGGAGACAUUCACUUGUCUCCGCAGCAUUGCCUACCGGACAUGGCCAGUAUAAAUUCCUUCAUGAACGACCAUUCCCUCCACGAGCGGUCUUACAUACAGUACAGAUGCGCUCCAUGCCGGCUAGAAGUACGACAAUUGACGUGCCGCAAGCAAGAACAGCACGCGGCAGCAUUGAGGGCGCAGCAUUGGGCCAAUAACGUCGCCUGCGAAACAAGCUCAAAGAGAUUACUACCAAACGAUUGGAGACCCCGAGGAGUUCCAGUCGCACAUCUCCAUGAGCACAGAGCUGCGGUGAACAGGCUGGUCUCGAUAGUGGACACUUCUCUAUUUGCGAGCAGUUCCUCAGAUGGAUGCAUUAAGAUCUGGGACGCCAGCAAAAUGGAAGGACGGAAUAUUGCUAAUCGUUCUAGGCAAACGUACAUGCACAGAGGAGGUCCACUGGUCGGUUUAACCGUGUGCGAUCAAGGGCAAUCUUUGGCAAGUUCGGCGAGUCAAUCCGGAACAGUAUUUGUAGUUCGGAUCGAGCCGAACUCCAGUAAAAUGAGCGUGAUCGGCACUCGUCAAUUGGAUCUUCAGGAAGAAGGUUGCGCUGUCGAUCUUCAGUAUUUAGAUUCCGGCUCGCAAUCGGUUCUCGUGUAUGCUUCGUUGUACGGAUCGCUGGUAGGUUGGGAUUUACGAUGUCCCGGUACAACGUGGCGCUUGGAGAACGACCUGAAGCACGGAGUUAUCACGUCGUUCUGUGUGAAUAGUCAUCAGCAGUGGCUGACGCUCGGCACGAGCUCAGGUAUUCACACCUGUUGGGAUCUAAGAUUUCAGCUGCCGAUAACGAGCAUCAAGCAUCGAAAUGGUCACAGAGUGCGAAAGGUAAUCACACAUCCGACGGAACCUUCGUGGAUCAUUUCGGCGGUGCAAGGUAAUAACGAGAUUUCUAUGUGGGAUCUGGAGACCGAUCAUCGACAGAUGGUUCUGUGGGCAUCAAAGAACCCGCCGUUAAGCAACACCCAAGACGGUAACAGCGUGUGUGCUCUAUACGCCGGAUGCAUCGACUGCUCGGGUUUCCUUCUAGCCGGCGGCACCGAUAUGAAGUUGCGUUUCUGGGACUUGAAGAUGCCAACCGCGUCUUACAUCGCUUUACCCGCCGCCAACGACGUCGUACGUCGACCGAACUCGUCGAAAUAUGAACAACGUUUAAUAGAAGGAUCGAACGUUGUGCGAGAGACCUUGGUAGGCGACGAUUCCACCCCGUCUUUCAGCGGAAGCAGCAGAAAUAUGGAGGAAAGCGGUCCCGAAACCCCACCUUCCGGCCAUCACGACACGAUAUCCGCCGUUUCGAUGACGAACACGUACAUUCUGACCGGCAGCACGGACGGUCUGAUACAAGUCUGGAAAUGAUUGUAUUUCUCGCUCCUGAACUCGAUCCCAAAGUUCCUCGCUCGGACGACGAAAGGUUUUUCGGUGCAUUGUGGAAUUUUCUUUCUACAAUAACGAAACGUUGUGAUCCAAGUAAGAAAUAACGGUUACCUCACAAUUGUCCAAGCAGAUUAUUCGGCGACGCCUAGCGAUGUCCGUAUUAUGUAUAGUGCGAUCCAUUUAUGGAAUUAUUAUACAGAUAAACACGAUAAUGCAAUAUCUCAUCAGUGGAAUUAAUAAUUAUAUACUUUUUAAUAAC